Pleurotus ostreatus (oyster mushroom) is the source of this 1119-nucleotide messenger RNA. It is a transcript of the gene VRG4, whose product is annotated as GDP-mannose transporter into the lumen of the Golgi. Gene Ontology annotation, biological process: transmembrane transport. Lineage: Eukaryota; Fungi; Basidiomycota; Agaricomycetes; Agaricales; Pleurotaceae. Gene Ontology annotation, cellular component: Golgi apparatus. Gene Ontology annotation, molecular function: GDP-mannose transmembrane transporter activity; antiporter activity. The record is from RefSeq and is a predicted model, not a curated record. The coding region runs from base 1 to 1119 and encodes 372 amino acids. The transcript is spliced from 9 exons.
AUGUCCUCGCCUAACGGACGAGCUUCGAACGAAGAACAGGAUGCUGCAGAGUUGAAAAAGGCCAUUGCGACUGGCGCCGUCAACCCAGAUGCGCACGUCUCCCCAGUUCCGCCAAUCGUAUGUUACUGCCUUGCCUCGAUCCUUAUGACAGUUGUGAACAAGUUUGUCGUCUCUGGAGCGCACUUUACGAUGAACUUCCUGCUACUAUGUAUACAAUCGACCGUAUGCAUCGGUUGUGUAACUGCGGUGAAAAAGAUGGGAAUUAUAUCAUUCCGAGACUUUGAUAAGAAGGACGCCAAGACGUGGUUCCCUAUCAGCUUCCUCCUCGUGAGCGUGAUAUAUACUGGGUCGAAGAGUCUACAAUUUCUUAGCAUACCGGUGUAUACCAUUUUCAAGAAUUUGACUAUAAUUCUGAUUGCAUAUGGAGAAGUCAUAUGGUUUGGAGGCAGGAUCACAGGGUUAACAUUCGUCUCGUUUAUCUUUAUGGUCCUCUCCUCGAUCAUUGCAGCAUGGUCUGAUGUUUCCGCAACUCUGGGCGAUUCCGUACCCAUUACAAGCAUAGGCCUGAGCUUGGAAUCACUCAAGGCGCUGCCUGGCGUUGUCUCGCGAUUAAAUAUCGGAUAUCUGUGGAUGCUCAUCAAUUGCGCUACAAGUGCGGCCUAUGUCCUGGCAAUGCGUAAAAGGAUCAAGCUUACGGGCUUUUCGGAUUGGGACUCCAUGUUCUACAAUAAUCUUCUGUCCAUCCCCGUGCUCAUUGUUUUCUCUUUUCUUGUGGAAGAUUGGAGCGUUGCAAGCCUCGCCAGAAAUUUCCCCCAGGAAACUCGGAACUUCUUGCUCUUCGCGAUCGCGUUUUCGGGAGCCGCUGCUGUUGGUAUUUCGUACACGACGGCGUGGUGUGUACGAGUCACCAGCAGCACAACAUAUAGCAUGGUGGGUGCCUUGAAUAAACUACCUGUCGCUGCAUCAGGGAUGCUGUUCUUUGGCGAUCCGGCAACAUUUGGAUCAGUGUCAGCCAUUGGCGUUGGCUUCUUUGCCGGCCUGCUUUACGCCAUAGCUAAGAAUAAUCAGAAGAAAGCAGAGAGUCGUGUCGAACCCCUCAUACCAUUGACCAAACGAUGA